Messenger RNA from Drosophila takahashii, 1733 nucleotides. Lineage: Eukaryota; Metazoa; Arthropoda; Insecta; Diptera; Drosophilidae. The record is from RefSeq and is a predicted model, not a curated record.
GGACAUCUGGCAGCAUUUCAAUUUCAGUUUCGCGACGACUCUCAGACAGCCGGUCUCUAUUCCAGUUCUUAAAAGUAAAUACCUCCCAUAUAUUGCUCAAUAUGGCCGAUCCCAACGCCAAGCCCAAGUACACAAAACUCUUCAUCAACAAUGAGUUCGUUGAUUCGGUGUCUGGCAAGACCUUUGCCACUUUCAAUCCGGCCACGUCCAAGGAGAUUAUUAAAGUCUCCGAGGGAGAUAAGGCUGAUAUAGACCUGGCUGUUAUUGCGGCCAAGAAGGCCUUCCAUCGCGACUCGGAGUGGCGCAAGUUGAGUCCUUUGCAGCGCACCAAUCUGAUGAACAAGUGAGUUUAGCUCUACGAAACCCUUUAAAAAAAUCUAAUAUUAAUCCUAUAUAGACUCUGUGCUUUGAUGGAUCGUGACAAGGCCUUCCUGGCCAGCCUGGAGUCCCAGGACAAUGGCAAACCCUAUGCCGAGGCCCUCUUCGAUGUGACCUACUCCGCAUUGACACUGCAGUACUAUGCCGGCUGGACCGACAAGUUCUUUGGUGACACCAUUCCCGCCGGAGGCUUCACCUCGAUGACCAGGAAGGAGCCGGUGGGCGUGGUGGGUCAAAUCAUCCCCUGGAACUACCCACUGCUGAUGCUGGCCUGGAAAUGGGGACCCGCUUUGGCCACUGGAUGCACCAUCAUCAUGAAGCCCGCGGAGCAGACGCCUCUGACUGCCCUCCACAUGGCUGCCUUGGCCAAGGAGGCGGGCUUCCCCGCUGGAGUGAUCAAUGUGGUGAAUGGAUUUGGACCGACUGCAGGAGCUGCCAUCAGCGAGCAUCCCGAUAUUGCCAAGGUGGCAUUUACUGGAUCCGUGGACAUUGGCAGGAUUGUGAUGCAGGCGGCGGCCAAGUCGAAUUUGAAGCGGGUUUCCCUGGAGUUGGGCGGGAAGAGUCCCGUGGUGGUCUUCGAUGAUGCCGAUAUUGACUUUGCUGUGGAGACCACCCACGAGGCCCUGUUCUCGAAUCACGGCCAGAGUUGCUGUGCCGGCAGUCGCACCUACGUCCACGAGAAGAUCUACGAUGAGUUCGUGGCCAAGGCGGCGGCCAAGGCCAAGGCCCGCAAGGUGGGCAAUCCCUUCGAGAAGGAUGUGCAGCAGGGUCCCCAGAUCGACCAGGAGAUGCUGACCAAGGUCCUGGGCUACAUCGAGAGUGGCCAGAAGGAGGGAGCCAAGCUGCAGACGGGCGGCAAGAGGAUCGGCAAUGUGGGUUUCUUCGUCGAGCCCACCGUCUUCUCGGAUGUCAAGGACAACAUGCGCAUUGCCCAGGAGGAGAUCUUUGGACCUGUGCAGUCCAUCUUCAAGUUUAGCACUCUUGAAGAGAUGAUUGACCGGGCCAACAAUGUGCAAUAUGGCCUGGCCGCCGGCGUUAUUACCAAUGACAUUAACAAGGCCCUGAAGUUUGCCAACAAUGUGGAUGCCGGUUCCGUGUGGAUCAACUGCUAUGACGCCGUCCUGCCCUCCACUCCUUUCGGUGGCUACAAGCUCUCGGGAAUUGGCAGGGAACUGGGCAAGGAUGGACUGGACAACUAUCUGGAGACCAAGACCAUCACCAUGAAACUGCUUUAAGCUGGCACUUGAAGGGUUUCUCAUUUCGUAUACACAAUAUUUGUAUUUUAUUCGCACUUGUUUUCGCUCUUGUCAAUGGUUAGACUAUUGCCUUUUUAAAAUAAAACUUUUGGAUUAAAA